AAUAAAAUUUUGGCAUCACGAACUGAAAAUAAACAGCUUUCGAAUUACGACCACGAGCAGUUAUGAAGAUAGAAGAGCUUUCAGACGAGUUUGCAGAUACUGUCAAGGUGUCCGAUGCUCAGCAAAAUGCCUCGCAACCUCCUCCGCCACAGGCAGACCUCCUCACGCAGGCUAUGAAUGCGUUUGCAUCUUCCUCUACUCAGACCACGAACGAAGAUGGCAGCACGGGUCCUGCCCUUCCUCCCGCCAUGGCAGCUUUACGGAAUAAGAGCGGAGAAGAGAUAUUGGCUGAAUUGAACAAGACACCCUUGUUCAUGACCUCAUUAGAAGAAAAUGACGACUUGGAAGCCUUGAAGGCGUUGGCAUACGAAGGUACACCCUUUGAGGUAGCUGCAGGGUUCAAGGAGCGUGGCAACGAGAGCUUCAAAGAGAAGGGAUGGAAGGACGCUAAGGAAUUCUACGGGAAGGGAAUACAAGUUCUGCUUCUCGAAGUUAGAAAGAGACAGAAGGGGGAAGGGGAGGCGAACGACCAGGAGGAAAUUAAGAAGGAAGUCGGGAUCCUGGAACAGUGUCUGGUCAACAGAGCUGCUUGUCAUUUAAGGCUGAAGAAUUACCGGAGCUGCGUGCAGGAUUGCGGGAGCGCGCUACGGAUUAAUUCGAAGAACGUCAAGGCGUUUUACAGGAGCUCGAAAGCGUUACUGCAGCUGGACAAGAUUGCCGAAGCGGACGACGCAUGCGCGAGGGGUUUGGCUGUUGACCCGGGGAAUCGGGAUUUGCUUGAGGUCGCAAAUGAGAUCAUCAAGCGAAAUGAGGAGGUCGAGAAGAGACGGAAGCGGGAGUUGGAGAGGGAGAAUAGGAGGAGGCUAGAGGGAGUUACGCUCACGGCUGCAUUGAAGGCCAGGGGCAUCAAGACGAGGAAGACGAGUCAACCUCCCGAGAUGGAGGACGCGAGGAUCGAGCUCGUCCCAAAUCCGAUAGAUCCCCAGUCGAGCGUCAGCUUCCCGACGGUCCUGCUGUAUCCCCUGCAUCUGGAGAGCGAUUUCGUCAAGGCUUUUAAUGAGAUGGAGUCCGUGGGGGACCAUCUGAGCUACAUUCUGCCGCUUCCCUGGGAUAAACAGGGCGUGUAUACCACGAGUGGAGUGGAUUGUUACAUGGAGACCGUUACUGGAGGGUUGAUCAAGGUCGGGAGAAAAGUAUCGUUGCUAAAGGUUCUCACGUCUGGCAACGUCGAGGUUGUAGACGAGGUGGUGAAGAUCUUCGUGCUACCGAAAGCCAAUUCCGACGCCUGGGUACAGGAAUUCAAGAGCAAGAAACUUGUGGAGAAAACUACUGGUUGAGACAUAGCGAUAGGCUGGAUGGUUCCGGGAGUUGGUUCCUGAGAAAGACAGAAGCGUUUGUUCGCCAAAUUCUGACGGCUCGGAUCUUCUUCCGCGUUGUGCUCAAUAUUCCCAACGGACAUGAUAGGUGUGACAAAAACCGGCGACCCCGAGGAAUGGAGAGACAAUUGUGUCACGUUUGGCAGCACGUUGUGUGGGAAAUAUGACAGCCGUUUCCUUCCGCGUGGGGAAAACCUGACAAGUCUAAUGGGAAGGGAUUGAGGCUCAAAGUAGGAAAUGGUAGCGAUCGCAACAAAAUCAUCGCAUUGAGACAUAUGCUACAAAAUUCCAAUUGGUAUGGGGACAUAGAUGCUUCCGACACAAACUCCCAUCC
Mollisia scopiformis is the source of this 1710-nucleotide messenger RNA. Its product is annotated as TPR-like protein. The transcript has a single exon. The record is from RefSeq and is a predicted model, not a curated record. NCBI's taxonomy places the organism in Eukaryota, Fungi, Ascomycota, Leotiomycetes, Helotiales, Mollisiaceae. Gene Ontology annotation, biological process: protein folding. Bases 63 to 1337 code for a protein of 424 amino acids. Gene Ontology annotation, molecular function: Hsp90 protein binding.